Glycine soja is the source of this 10855-nucleotide messenger RNA. RefSeq lists its product as uncharacterized. The record is from RefSeq and is a predicted model, not a curated record. The coding region runs from base 345 to 10496 and encodes 3383 amino acids. The transcript has 18 exons. Gene Ontology annotation, molecular function: ATP hydrolysis activity; ADP binding. NCBI's taxonomy places the organism in Eukaryota, Viridiplantae, Streptophyta, Magnoliopsida, Fabales, Fabaceae.
UAUAUUUUCAAAGCAAGUGAUGAUUUAUCACAGGGUUUGUUAUACAGUUUCACUGUGCCAAUAAUUGGUUUUCGCUACUUCAUUUUCAAAGUGAUCUCAAUGCUUUGCAGUGAUUGAAGGAGGAAGGAUCCUAUAACAUUUUUCCUUUUCACUGCUUUCGUUAAAGAUUUCUUCAGAGCUUCUGGUUGCUUUUCUUGCCUUCAUCGUGGUGAUCAGGUGUAAAAUGUAUAUUUGAUGUCGUCUCAGUGAUGAACAAACCGGUCCCUGCCCCGGUGGCCCGUCUUAUGUUGUAAAUUUAUCUAAAGAUCUAGUCGUACUUAGUAAAAGAUAAUCAAGCACAAAGUAUGAAUUAUUUGAACAAAGUAGGGGAAAAAGCAUUUGGUUGCGUGUUGGACCUGGGUAUUCGGCAUGUGGCUUACAUCUUCAGUUACGGGAAGAAAGUUGAUGAACUAAACAAUAGUAUUAAGGAUCUUGGGCAUGCAAAAGAGAGGGUAGAUCAUCUACGUGAUGAAGCUAAGAAGAAUCUACACAACAUUGAAGGUCAGGUUACAGAAUGGUUUCGGAAAGUAGAAGAAUGUAAGACUGAAGUGGAGGAGUUUGGGAACGAUGAAGGCCACAGAAAGACACGGUUGCUCCAUGAUUUAUUUCCUUACUUGUGGAAUAGAUACAGGCUAGGCAAACAAGCAGUGGAGAUGACAGAGGAUGUCAAGAACUUAAUAGAUGAGUGCUCCAAGUUUAAAGAAGUUGCCUACAGGGAGAACAUAACAUCUAAUGAUGUCACUUUGUCUAAUGCUGGCUAUGUAGAAUUUGGUUCUAGAAAAUCUAUAUUGGAAGGCGUAAUGGCGCAACUUGAAGAUUCCACUGUCAGAAUGAUUGGACUGCAUGGGCCUGGUGGUGUGGGUAAGAGCACUUUAAUCAAAGACAUUGCGAAGAAAUCUCUAGACAAGAAGCUGUUUGAUGUGGUAGUUAAACUAGAAAUAACAGCCAAUCCCAAUCUACAAAAAAUCCAGGAAGAAAUUGCUUACGUGUUAGGAUUGAGAUUGGAAGGGGAAGGUGAGAAUGUGAGAGCUGAUUGUCUACGAAGGAGGUUAAAGCAAGAGAAGGAGAGCAUCCUUGUAAUCUUGGAUGACCUUUGGGACAGAUUAGACUUGAAUAAGUUGGGGGUUCCACUUGAUGGUGAUGUUGAUCAUAAUGAUUUAAGCAAGAAGACACUUGAUGGUGAUGUUGAUCAUAAUGAUUUAAGCAAGAAGACAAGCAAGGCUAAAAUGGGUCCCAAAGAGGCGAAUAAAGAAAAAUCUCUUGGUGAUUGUAAGGGCUGCAAAAUUUUGCUAACUUCAAGGGAUAAAAACGUAUUAACCGAUAAAAUGGAAGUUAAGUCAACUUUCUGUGUAGAGGAAUUAGAUGACGAUGAUGCUCUGAGAUUGUUUCAGAAGGAGGCUAGAAUACAGGGUGAAAUGUCCAAGUGGAAACAAGAAAUUGUUAAGAAGUACUGUGCAGGGUUACCUAUGGCAAUAGUUACAGUUGGAAGGGCAUUAAGAGACAAGAGCGACUCAGAGUGGGAAAAACUUAAAAAUCAAGACCUGGUGGGAGUUCAGAAUUCUAUGGAGAUUUCUGUAAAAAUGAGUUAUGACCGUCUAGAAAAUGAGGAGCUCAAGUCCAUUUUCUUUCUUUGUGCUCAAAUGGGUCAUCAACCCCUAAUUAUGGACUUGGUGAAGUAUUGCUUUGGUUUGGGAAUACUUGAGGGGGUCUACUCACUUGGGGAAGCUCGGAGCAGAAUAUCUACAUUAAUCCAAAAGCUGAAAAACUCAGGUUUGGUGUUGGAUGGAAGUUCUAGUAUUCAUUUCAAUAUGCAUGAUCUGGUUCGAGAUGCUGCUUUAUCUAUAGCACAGAAGGAGCAAAAUGUAUUUACUUUGAGAAAUGCCAAACUUGAUGAUUGGCCUGAACUCGAGAGGUGCACUUCUAUUUCUAUAUGCAACAGUGAUAUCAUUGAUGAGCUUCCAGAAGAAAUAAAUUGUCCUCAACUUAAAUUUUUCCAAAUUGACAGCGAUGAUCCAUCCUUAAAAAUACCUGACAGUUUUUUUAAAGGAAUGAAAAAGCUCAAAGUAUUAAUGUUGACUGGUAUUCAACUAUCAAGAUUACCAUCUUCAAUUGAAAGCCUAUCAGACCUCAGAUUGCUUUGUUUGGAGCGAUGCACUUUAGAUCACAACUUAUCCAUCAUAGGGAAGCUGAAAAAAUUAAGAAUUCUCAGUUUUUCUGGAUCUCGAAUUGAAAAUUUGCCAGCUAAGUUAAAGGACUUGGAUAAACUACAAUUACUAGACAUCAGCAAUUGUUCAAUGGUCAAGAUGAUUCCGCCUAAUCUUAUAUCAAAAUUGACUUUGUUGGAAGAGCUGUAUGUUAGAAAGAGCUUCAUCGAAGUGUUGGAGGAAGGAGAAAGAAACCAUAGUCAAAUUUCAUUUCUUUCUGAACUAAAGCAUUUGCAUCAAUUGCAAGUGGUGGAUUUAAGCAUUCCAUGUGCUGAAGCUUUUCCCGAUGAAUUGUUCUUUGACAACUUAACUGAUUACAAGAUUGAGAUUGGGAACUUCAAAACACUUUCAGUUGGAGAUUUCAGGAUGCCUAAUAAGUAUGAAAAGUUCAAAUCUUUGGCAUUGAAGCUGAAGGAUGACACUGACAAUAUUCACUCUCAGAAAGGAAUAAAGUUGUUGUUUAAAAGAGUUGAAAAUUUGUUGUUGGGAGAGCUGAAUGGUGUUCAAGAUGUUAUUAAUGAGUUGAAUUUGGAUGGAUUUCCAUAUCUGAAACACUUAUCCAUCGUAAACAACCCUAGCAUCAAAUGUAUCAUCAACUCAAAGGAUUUGUUUUAUCCCCAGGAUGUUUUUCCCAAGUUGGAAUCUCUAUGCCUCCACAAACUAAGAAAGAUAGAGAUGAUAUACUUUAGUUCAGGUACAAAGAUGAUAUUUACAGAUUGCUCAUUCACCAACUUGAAAACCAUCAAGGUCGAGAUGUGUGACCAAUUGAAGAAUCUUUUCUCCUCUUGCAUGGUUAAAUUGCUUGUGAGUCUUGAAACAAUUGGUGUUUCCCAUUGUUUUUCUUUAGAAGAGAUGGUUAAAAUACCUGACAAUUCUGAUAAGAUUGAGUUUCUUAAGUUGAAGUCUUUGUCACUUCAAUCAUUAUCAUCAUUCACUAGUUUUUAUACCACAGUAGAGGGGUCUUCCACAAACAGGAAUCACAUACAAAUUACUGUUAUAGAGACGGAGCAUAGUGAGAUGGCUCCUCCUCUUUUUGGUGAACUGGUUGAAAUACCAAACUUAGAGAACUUGAAUUUAAUCUCAAUGAACAAGAUCCAGAAGAUAUGGAGUGACCAGCCCCCGUCAAAUUUCUGCUUUCAAGACUUAAUAAAAUUAGUUGUGAAAGAUUGUCAUAAUUUGAGAUAUUUGUGUUCAUUGUCCGUUGCUAGCAGUUUGAGGAAACUGAAAGGCCUCUUUGUAAGCAACUGUAAAAUGAUGGAAAAGAUUUUUAGCACAGAAGGAAAUAGUGCAGACAAGGUUUGCAUCUUUCCUAAGUUGGAGGAAAUCCACCUCGACCAAAUGAUUGAGUUAACAGACAUAUGGCAAGCUGAAGUGAGUGUUGAUUCCUUUUCUAGUCUCACUUCUGUGUACAUUUUUCGUUGCGAUAAACUAAACAAAAUUUUUCCAAGUCACAUGGAAGGAUGGUUUGCGAGUUUGAACAGCUUGAAGGUUCAUUAUUGUGAGUCAGUGGAAGUGAUUUUUGAAAUCAAAGAUUCUCUGCAAGUAGAUGCAUCUGGUGGGAUAGACACAAAUUUGCAGGUUGUUGAUGUAUGCAAUCUCCCAAAGUUGGAGCAUGUGUGGAGCAGGGAUCCAGGAGGAAUUCUUAACUUCAAAAAUCUGCAUAGUAUAGAAGUGUCUGGUUGUAAUAGACUGAGGAAUGUAUUUCUAGCUUCUGUGGCCAAAGAUGUUCCAAAGCUUGAAUACAUGUCGGUACAAAGUUAUGGAAUUGUGGAAAUUGUUGCCUGUGAAGAUGGAUCCGAAAAAAACACUGAACAAUUAGUGUUUCCUGAACUAACCUACAUGACCUUAUAUAACCUAUCAAGCAUCCAACAUUUCUACAGGGGGAGACAUCCUAUAGAGUGUCCAAAAUUGAAGAAGUUGGAAGUAAACAAAUGCAACAAGGAGCUAAAAACAUUCCAAACAAGAGAAUGCAGCAAUGAAGAAGAUGAAGUAGUUUUGUCAGCUGAAAAUAUAUUCCCCAACUUGGAGUAUUUGGAUAUUGACUUUGACGAAGCACAGGAGUGGUUAUUGAGCAACACUGUGAAGCAUCGAAUGCACAAUUUAAAAGAGCUUAGGUUGUGCUAUGUUAAUGAUGGUGAACGUCUCUGUCAGAUUCUGGACAGAAUGCCAAAUCUAGAAAAGUUAUAUUUGUUUAACUCUGAACAUUUGCUUAAAGAGUCAUCGGAGUCACGUUUGGGAACCGUAAUACAGCUGAAAGAAUUGGUUUUGUGGUCUUCGAAGAUAAAGGAUAUAGGAUUUGAACGAGAACCAGUUCUACAGAGACUAGAGCUUUUGAGCUUACAUUGGUGCCACAAAUUGAGGAAUUUGGCUCCUCCCUCGGUAUCAUUGGCUUACUUGACAAAUUUGGAAGUAAGGAAUUGUGGUAGAUUAAGGAAUUUAAUGGCAUCCUCAACGGCAAAAAGCUUGGUUCAACUUAAGUCCAUGAAGAUAAGCGAAUGCGAUGAAUUAGAGGAAAUAGUAAGCAAUGAGGGAAAUGAAGAAGAAGAGCAAAUAGUGUUUGGCAAAUUGAUUACUAUAGAACUUGAGUACCUAAUGAAUCUGAAAAGUUUUUGCAGUUACAAUAACUGUGAAUUCAAAUUCCCGUCAUUGGAAAUAUUGAUUGUGAGAGAAUGCCGAAUGAUGCAAACAUUCACGGAGGGUGGUGCAAGAGCACCAAAGUUACAAAAUAUAGGUGGUGGUGUUGAAAAAGGUAAAGAGGAAGCCAUGUGGCAGUGGGAAGGAGACUUGAAUGCCACCAUACAAAAAGGUUUCUACCAGGAGCUUUUGGACUCUACACGUGCUUCUAAAAGUCUCAGAGUCAGCCCACGACUACAAGAGAUAUGGCUUGACUCACGGCGGAUCCCAAAGUCGUGCUUCAGUAAGUUGAAGUCUUUGACUGUGGACGGAUGCCAACUUUUAACAGAUGUUGUCAUACCCUUCUCUUUACUUCCUUUCUUAACUAAUUUGGAACAAUUACAUGUCCGAAAGUGUGGUUCUGUGAAAAGCAUAUUUGACGUGAAAACAGCUAUGGGAUUGGGAGCAGCAGCCUUCCCUAGACCUCUCCCUUUUUCCCUCAAGAAAUUGACUUUAGAGAGGCUGCCAAAACUGGAGAAUAUCUGGAAUGAAGAUCCUCAUGGAAUUCUAAGCGUGCAACAUCUACAACUUGUUAUUGUUGAGAAAUGUAAAUGCCUUACAAGUGUGUUUCCGGCAUCAGUAGCCAAAGAUCUUGAAAAACUAGUUGUCAAAGACUGUGAGGGAUUGAUGGAAAUUGUUGCAGAGGAUAAUGCAGAUCCAAGAGGAGCAAAUCUAGACCUUAUGUUCCCGUGUCCCUGUGUGAGGUCAUUGAAACUACAAGGUUUGCCCAAGUUCAAGUAUUUUUACUACUGCUCACUGCAGUGUGACAUGUUCCAGACACCUACCGAGGAUGGAAAGCUUACAUCCAACUUGCAAUGCCUGUCACUGGGUGAAAAAGGACUGGAGAUGAUCAAGCGUGGAGAAUUUCAGAGAAACUUCUUGCACAAGCUACAAGUUCUUACUGUGGGCUUUCAUAUAGGGUCCGAUGAAUUUCCAUAUGAAAUUCUACAACUGGCGCCCAAUAUAGAGAAGCUUGUGGUGUGUGAUGGUUCCUUCAAGGAGAUUUUCUGCUUUGAUAGUCUUAAUGUGGAUGAGGCUGGACUCCUAUUACAGCUCAAAGUCUUAUGCUUGGACUCCCUUCCAGAGCUUGUUUCCAUUGGGUUAGAGAACUCUUCGAUUCAGCCCUUACUGGGAAAUCUAGAAACCUUGGAAGUAAUAGGUUGUUCUAGUCUAAAAGACUUGGUACCAUCUACAGUGUCUUUCUCCAAUCUGACAUAUUUGCAAGUAGAAAGAUGCAACAACCUGCGUCAUUUGUUCGCAUCCUCAACAGCAAGAAGUUUGGGUCAACUCAAAAGAAUGGAGAUAAAAAGGUGUGAUUCAAUUGAAGAGAUAGUCUCUAAGGAGGGGGAUGAAUCACAUGAGAAUGAAAUAAUAUUUCCGCAACUCAAUUGUUUGAAACUUGAAGAAUUACGAAAGCUGAGAAGCUUCUAUAAAGGAAGUUUAUUAAGUUUCCCAUCAUUGGAGGAAUUGUCAGUAAUGGAGUGCGCGUGGAUGGAAACAUUAUGUCCUGGUACCCUAAAAGCAGACAAGUUGGUUCAACUUCAACUUGACAGGUACUUAUAUGAACGUGAGGAGUCAUCAGAUGCUAUCAAAUUGGAAAAUGACCUGAACUCUACCAUGCGGGAGGCAUUUAGGGAAAAGCUUUUGGAGUCUGCAAGUACUGAAUCAUCUCUUAGUCUCAGAGAUAGCCCACUACAAGUGAUAUGGCUUGACUCACGGCGGAUCCCAACGUCGUGCUUCAGUAACUUGAACUCUUUGACAGUGGACGGAUGCCAAUUUUUAACAGAUGUUGUCAUACCCUUCUAUUUACUUCCUUUCUUAACUAAUUUGGAAAAAUUACAAGUCCGAAACUGUGGUUCUGUGAAAAGCAUAUUUGACGUGAAAACAGCUAUGGGAUUGGGAGCAGCAGCCUUCCCUAGACCUCUCCCUUUUUCCCUCAAGAAAUUGACUUUAGAGAGGCUGCCAAAACUGGAGAAUGUCUGGAAUGAAGAUCCUCAUGGAAUUCUAACCAUGCAACUUCUACAACAUGUUAUUGUUGCAGAGGAUAAUGCAGAUCCAAGACAAGCAAAUCUGGAGCUUACGUUCCCGUGUCCCUGUGUGAGGUCAUUGAACCUGCAAGGUUUGCCCAAGUUCAAGUAUUUUUACUACUACUCACUGCAGUGUGACAUGUUCCAGACACCUACCGAGGAUGAAAUGCCUACAUCCAACUUACAGUGCCUGUCACUCGGUGAAAAAGGACUGGAGAUGAUCAAGCGUGGAGAAUUUCAGAGAAACUUCUUACACAAGUUACAAGUUCUUACUCUGUGCUUUCGUAAUGGGUCGAAUGUAUUUCCAUAUGAAAUUCUACAACUGGCGCCCAAUAUAGAGAAGCUUGUGGUGUGUGAUGGUUCCUUCAAGGAGAUUUUCUGCUUUGAUAGUCUUAAUGUGGAUGAGGCUGGACUCCUAUUACAGCUCAAAGUCUUAUGCUUGGACUCCCUUCCAGAGCUUGUUUCCAUUGGGUUAGAGAACUCUUGGAUUCAGCCCUCACUGGGAAAUCUAGAAACCUUGGAAGUAAUAGGUUGUUCUAGUUUAAAAGACUUGUUCACAUCCUCAACAGCAAGAAGUUUGACUCGACUCAAAAGAAUGGAGAUAAAAUGGUGUGGUUCAAUUGAAGAGGUAGUCUCUAAGGAGGGGAAUGAAUCACAUGAGAAUGAAAUAAUAUUUCCGCAGCUCAAUUGUUUGAAACUUGAAGGGUUAGAAAAGCUGAGAAGCUUCUAUAAAGGAAGUUUAUUAAGUUUCCCAUCAUUGGAGGAAUUGUCAGUAAUCCGUUGCGAGUGGAUGGAAACAUUAUGUCCAGGUACCCUAAAAGCAGACAAGUUGGUUCAAGUUCAACUUGAGAAGAGUUAUUCUUGGAGGCACUCAGAUCCUAUCAAAUUGGAAAAUGACCUGAACUCUACCAUGCGGGAGGCAUUUAGGGAAAAGCUUUUGGAGUCUGCAAGUACUGAAUCAUCUCUUAGUCUCAGAGAUAGCCCACUACAAGUGAUAUGGCUUGACUCACGGCGGAUCCCAAAGUCGUGCUUCAGUAACUUGAACUCUUUGACUGUGGACGGAUGCCAAUUUUUAACAGAUGUUGUCAUACCCUUCUAUUUACUUCCUUUCUUAACUAAUUUGGAAAAAUUAAAAGUCCGAAACUGUGGUUCUGUGAAAAGCAUAUUUGAUAUAACACAAGAAAGAGAAAUGACAACUAUGGGAUUGGGAGCAGCAGCCUUCCCUAGACCUCUCCCUUUUUCCCUCAAGAAAUUGACUUUAGAGAGGCUGCCAAAACUGGAGAAUGUCUGGAAUGAAGAUCCUCAUGGAAUUCUAACCAUGCAACUUCUACAACAUGUUAUUGUUGCAGAGGAUAAUGCAGAUCCAAGAGAAGCAAAUCUGGAGCUUACGUUCCCUUGUCCCUGUGUGAGGUCAUUGAAACUACAAGGUUUGCCCAAGUUCAAGUAUUUUUACUACUGCUCACUGCAGUGUGACAUGUUCCAGACACCUACCAAGGAUGAAAUGCCUACAUCCAACUUACAGUGCCUGUCACUCGGUGAAAAAGGACUGGAGAUGAUCAAGCGUGGAGAAUUUCAGAGAAACUUCUUACACAAGUUACAAGUUCUUACUCUGUGCUUUCAUAUUGGGUCGAAUGUAUUUCCAUAUGAAAUUCUACAACUGGCGCCCAAUAUAGAGAAGCUUGUGGUGUGUGAUGGUUCCUUCAAGGAGAUUUUCUGCUUUGAUAGUCUUAAUGUGGAUGAGGCUGGACUCCUAUUACAGCUCAAAGUCUUAUGCUUGGACUUCCUUCCAGAGCUUGUUUCCAUUGGGUUAGAGAACUCUUGGAUUCAGCCCUUACUGGGAAAUCUAGAAACCUUGGAAGUAAUAGGUUGUUCUAGUUUAAAAGACUUGUUCACAUCCUCAACAGCAAGAAGUUUCGGUCAACUCAAAAGAUUGGAGAUAAAAAGGUGUGAUUCAAUUGAAGAGAUAGUCUUUAAGGAUGGGGGUGAACCACAUGAGAAUGAAAUAAUAUUUCCGCAGCUCAAUUGUUUGAAACUUGAAAGAUUACGAAAGCUGAGAAGGUUCUACAGAGGAAGUUUAUUAAGUUUCCCAUCAUUGGAGGAAUUGUCAGUAAUCUAUUGCGAGUGGAUGGAAACAUUAUGUCCAGGUACCCUAAAAGCAGACAAGUUGGUUCAACUUCAACUCAAGAGUUAUUCUUGGAGUCACUCAGAUGCUAUCAAAUUGGAAAAUGACCUGAACUCUACCAUGCGGGAGGCAUUUUGGGAAAAGUUAUGGGACUCUGCACGUAUUAACCUCAAAGAUAGCCCAGUACAAGAGAUAUGGCUUAGGCUUCACUCACUGCAUAUCCCCCCACACUUCCGCUUCAAGUACUUAGACACCUUGAUUGUGGACGGCUGCCAUUUUUUAUCAGAUGCGGUCUUACCCUUCUCUUUACUUCCUUUAUUACCUAAAUUGAAAACAUUGCAAGUUCGAAACUGUGAUUCUGUGAAAAUCAUAUUUGAUGUGACAACUAUGGGACCACUCCCUUUUGCCCUCAAGAGUUUGAUUUUAGAGCGGCUUCCAAAUCUGGAGAAUGUUUGGAAUUCAUAUCCAAAAGAAACAAAUGUUGAGCUUACGCUCCCCGAAGUGAAGUCAUUGGCACUGUGUGAUCUGCCAAAGUUAAAGUAUGACAUGUUGAAGCCAUUUACACAUCUAGAACCACAUCCUCUAAAUCAACUCUGUAUUCAAAAGCUUACACCCAACAUAGAGCACCUGACACUCGGUGAACAUGAACUCAACAUGAUUUUGAGUGGAGAAUUCCAGGGAAACCACUUAAACGAGUUAAAAGUUCUUGCUCUGUCUAUUGAAUUCGACGCAUUUCUACAACGGGUGCCCAAUAUAGAGAAGCUUGAGGUGUGUUAUGGUUCCUUCAAAGAGAUUUUCUGCUUUGAUAGUCAUAAUGUGGAUGAGGAUGGAUUGGUUUCACAGCUGAAAGUGAUAUGCUCGGACUCCCUUCCAGAGCUUGUUUCCAUUGGGUCAGAGAACUCUGGGAUUGUGCCCUUUCUCAGAAAUCUAGAAACAUUGCAAGUAAUCAGCUGUUUGAGUUCAAUAAAUCUGGUACCAUGCACAGUGUCUUUCUCCAAUCUGACAUAUUUGAAAGUAACUGGUUGCAAGAGUCUGCUAUAUUUGUUCACAUCCUCAACAGCAAGAAGUUUGGGUAAACUCAAAACAAUGGAGAUAGGUUGGUGUGAUUCAAUUGAAGAGAUAGUGUCUUCAACAGAGGAAGGGGAUGAAUCAGAUGAGAAUGAGAUAAUAUUUCAGCAGCUCAAUUGUUUGAAACUUGAAGGAUUAAGAAAGCUGAGAAGGUUCUACAAAGGGAGUUUAAGUUUCCCGUCCUUGGAGGAAUUCACAGUAUUCUUUUGCGAGAGGAUGGAAAGUUUGUGUGCAGGUACAGUCAAAACAGACAAGCUGUUAGAAGUGAGAUUCGAAUUUUUACAAGUGAAAUUCGAAGGAUAUGUGUUAGGAGGUGUUAUCCCAUUGGAAACUGAUCUGAACUCUGCCAUGCAAAACCGAUAGGCAUUUCUGGCAAGGGCAAUCACUCCAAUAUUGCAGUUAGAGGAGAUUGAUUCACCAACAAAAAAUGGUUAGAGGAGAUGAACAAAUUAAGUGGCCCGGUGCCUACCCAAAAAAAAAAAAGUGGCCCAGUUUUAUUAUUUUUGUUUGUGUGUGAAUAAAAAAUGAAUUCUGUGUGUGGUCUACCCAGUUAGUGGUAAAAUACAUUGUUCUAUUCUAUUUAUUAUGUAAUGUGUGUCAUUAUAAGUCUUAAACGACCCUGGAGAAUAAAAAUGAGGUGAUAACUUGUUAGUUUGUAAUACUAAAACUUAACUGUAUUGUUUUACGACAAAAUAAAAUAAAAAUGUGUCGUAAAUUAUGCA